Linum tenue is the source of this 672-nucleotide messenger RNA. NCBI's taxonomy places the organism in Eukaryota, Viridiplantae, Streptophyta, Magnoliopsida, Malpighiales, Linaceae. The record is from the annotation of a GenBank genome assembly.
AUGCAUUUCUUCCCUUUCAGCUCAAGCUCUAACAGUUAUGGGGGGAGUCAUAUUCCGGUAUAUCUGAAUGUGUAUGAUCUUACCACUGUCAAUAACUACCUCUAUUGGUUCGGGCUUGGAAUCUUCCAUUCGGGUAUUGAAGUCCAUGGAAUGGAGUUUAGUUUUGGAGCACAUGAGUACGCUAGUAGUGGGAUAUUUGAGGUGGAACCACGAAGUUGUCCAGGCUUCAUCUUUCGACGAGCAGUGUUGCUAGGCAACACCAACUUGUCACGGGCAGAAGUUCAGACAUUAAUGGAACACAUUUCAGCAGACUACCAUGGUGAUUGUUAUCAUUUGAUUGCCAAGAAUUGCAAUCACUUCACAAAUGAAGCUUGCAUGAGACUCACUGGAAAGCCAAUUCCAGGAUGGAUAAAUCGGAUGGCUAGGUUAGUUUCAGGUUCCUUCUGCAACUGUCUACUGCCAGAGAGCAUUAAGGUAGCACCAGUUCGACAUGUAGCUGAGAGAUAUUCUGCACACACAGAUGAUGAUUGCUCAGGAUCUAUCAUAUCAACCGUCUCAUUGGUGAGCGACGAAGAGAAUUCGAAUCACCAUCUGCUACCCAUACCCAACGGCGAGGUUGCAUUUAUAAAGAAAAAAGAAAAACCAAUCAGGCUAGCAAAAGAAUUAUUGUAG